Messenger RNA from Brugia pahangi, 318 nucleotides. The record is from the annotation of a GenBank genome assembly. NCBI's taxonomy places the organism in Eukaryota, Metazoa, Nematoda, Chromadorea, Rhabditida, Onchocercidae.
AUGACCACCAUCGACGUGGACGGUUUGAGUGAGACAUUUCCUAUGCGAUUGAAUAAGUACUCCGAUGCACUCAAACUAGCAGAAAGUACAAUGAAAUUAUUGCUGCUUCUAUGCGCAAGUUCUAGCUUUGAGACAAGGGAAGGUUGGAAAAAUUCGUACGAAAAAAGUGGAGAAAAGGUCUGCUUCAAGAAGUUUCAAAUAGGAAAGAUAUUUACUUUAAAGUACAUCUUACAGGCAAAUAAUGGUACAUGUAUCGAUAUUUCUAAUCAACGAAACAAUUCAAAACUCACUCUAUCAUCACUUGAAAAAGCAACAUAA